This is a messenger RNA of Lymnaea stagnalis (great pond snail), 13340 nucleotides long. NCBI's taxonomy places the organism in Eukaryota, Metazoa, Mollusca, Gastropoda, Lymnaeidae. The record is from the annotation of a GenBank genome assembly.
GUGUCAGUCCUGCAAAUGUCCCCCCGUCAACUUAUUACCUGGAACCUAGCGGCAGAUCUGACGUGUGCAGGCCUACAUCCGUGAUGACAGGUCAACACAACCCUGGUGAAGGUUUAACUGGACAUGGCUGGGCAAUCUAACGUGAGUACAUGUGGCCGAUGUUUAGUUCAAGCUGCAGGUGAAUCCAAACAUUUUUUUUUUGAAAAUUUAAGUCUAUAAUGUGUCAGAAGGUCGAACAAAUAUUUUAGAUAACAAAAAGUGAUCACCAGAAUUUCAAAGCAUGCCCUUGAAGUGUCACACAACACUAUGUCUUCCGAUUUCACUAUACCAAUUGUAUUGUGUGCGUGUUUUUAAUGCCCUACUCUGGUGGGGUUAAAGGUUAAACUAUUCACUGGCGUAGGAAAAGUGGGGCGGAGGGUGUGGGCCGUCCUGGGCGGCACUUUUUUUCUUUAUUUUUACAGGGGAGGCAUUUUUUAGCCAGCGGCAGAGUUUUGCUAUUAGGGGAGGCGUCAAAACAUGCUGACCAGCACUGGCCGGCACUUGCCCCCAGCUGCGCCACUGGCACCAUUAAAAUCUUAUGCGUCUUUGCUUGAUAAGUUUUGCAUAUAGAAAAUUUUGUCAACAUACAAAUGUUUAAAUGACUACUUACAAUUCAGACUCUACGAUAAUUAUCUACAAUUAUCCAGUGGCUGCACUUCGUCCAUAGCAUUACAUGUCACAUGUCACUAACGGGUUUUAAUUCUUUGAAACUUAAUUUUUAAGACGAUUUACCUCAAAAUUUAUUUUAAAAUUCAAAUCUCCGAGACCUAGAGAGCUGAAUGUGUGGACAUAGCUCAGCGCUUCGGCGCUAUCCUCAGCGCUCAAUUCAACAAAAUGAUAUUUGGUGCUCGCAUUUAUUUCGUCAAAUAUAUAUAUAUAUAUAUAUAUAUAUAUAUAUAAAACCUUAUAGAGAGAACCUGAGGAGUUCUGGGUGUGUUUUUUUGCAAUUUUUUUUUUUUUUUAAAGUAGAGUGCCCCUUAUCUCAUGGUAUAAGACCCUUUGAUUAUCCUGAGUUGAAUCCUGUCAGCGUUGUUCCCAUUUGUGUCCUACCUCUGGUCUCCCGGUGGAAGUCACAAUUUCAUUUUGUUUUUCAUAUUGAUUAGCAAUACGUCUAUUUGAUUAGCGUCUACAAUUUAGGGCUCUAUAUGACUCGAUUGAUCUACCAUACAUUGUAUUAUCCUGACGAAUAUUUUCUGUUCUAUAUUAUCCUAAAAUUAACAAGGGGUGUGUAUUUUUUAUUUUGAUAUUUAUUUUUUGGGAUAGACGAGGGAAGUUGUUGGGCUGUCUGCCAAAUGUAGGAGUUUCAAAUGAUGCAUCUCAGAAAUGUUAAAACAGAUUUUAUUGCAAAAAAUGUAAAAAAAAGUUCCCUUGUAUAUCUAUUUAAAGGAUUUUGAAAGGACCCCUCUUUAAAGGAAAACUUUGUCAUGCAUAUGCCACUUUCUUCUGGGCAUGUAGCCCAUUUUUUUUAAAGAUCAAAAAAUUUAAAUUUACGACAUUUUAAACGAUUUGUCAUUAGACAACUUUUAAAAGUUUCAUUUCAGCCUUUCAAUGAAAAUUGUGUACAGUUCUCUUCCCCUUUAUCGCUGUAAAGUUGUUUUAUUUAAAAAAUGCAUUUUUUAAUCAAAGUUGUUUUUUUUAGCUUUUUUUUAUGGUUUACAGCUUCAAAAAAUACAUUUUUACUUUCUAGAUCAGUCCUUACUGAAGGCGCAUUCAAAUUCAAGGGAAAAACCAGUGAUGUCAGUUUUUUUCGAAAUUUGCAAGUUAUCUCCCGUGUGGCUACUUUCCAUUCAAUAGAAUAAUAUGACACAUGGGCCCAACUGAAAAAGCAGCGUAGUCAAUAAAUAAAUAUUUUGAUUUUUUUUUUUUUUACUUUCAUGAGUAAUUUUCAUACUAUAUUAUCAAUUUUUCUCAAAACUCUCAAAUCCUGAAAUCACUGGUUUUUUCCCCUUGAACCCUUCAUGUAUAACGAUACAUUUUCUCAGCGAGCUGGCGCCACUCAAACAAAAAAACAAAAAAAUUUUCUCCCCGCAAAGUAAUUUUCGCCGGCUCAUUUAGAAUACCUACUUUCAGUGUUAAUUUUUGCACAUUUUGGACCUGACCAUGCACAAAGCUCCUCAACCAAAUUAAAACUAUUUAACUCCAGGGCCCUCCAAUCGAGUUUUACAAUUUUAAAGCUUACCUUAUUAUUUGUCAAAAUGGUUUUUAAUAAGGCUCUUCUUUGACGAUCCUGCUAUUUUCGUCCACAUAAAUCUGCCACAGCACGACCCGAUAUUUCUUUAUCAUUCAACGCCACCGUCAAGUUGUGCUGUAUCAUGGGUUUACCCACAUUAUGCCCUAGGUGAUUAAUUCUACAUAGCUAAGCCGGGUACUACAAGCAUACCCAUAAAAGCUGAGGUUUACAACCCGGAACAUACCCGGACCUGACCAAAAAAUGAACCGGGUCAGGGUGUUUAAAAAGAUAUUGGGUCAUUCUUACAACUUACUUCUUGGCAUAUUUCACCUGAAUUAAAUAAAUAAGAAGAAGAAAACUCACCAGCGACUGAGGCGAAGCUAAGUGUAAGCUAACGAAAAAUUCGAAGAUCAGAAAAAUAAUAAUGUACUUUUUGCUAAUUGUGUAUGAAUAUGUAUCUAAGCAAGAUGCAUCGCUUUGAUUAGCUCAUGACACUUCAUGUUUAAAUUAUUCAUUUGUCCUGUCUGCUGAGGAAGGCUCUUAGCUGAAACGUUCCUAAAAUAUUUACGUAUCUCAGUGUUCUUGCCCAAUUUAGGUUUUCCUCAGACGCCAUUUAUCAAAUUCUCACAUUUACGCAUGGAAAUACAAAAACCAUUUAUUUCUUUUUGAUAUUUAAUAAACGGUAGGGUACAAUUUUUUUUAAUAUGUAUAUGAAGAUCGUAGGUCACUCAGAGGCAAUUUGUCGGAGCAUCUGAAAUCAAUAUAUGAAAUCAAUAUAUGCCAUGUCCUGUCUCACUGGAUUGAAAGUGCAAAAAAAAAAUGAAAAUCGGGCAGUACUUUCGGGACGUCCCUGCGACGACAUACUCGUCUAUACAUCAAUUGAUUUUUACUUAGGGUGGAGGCAUGUCAGAACCUAUUUGUACGUACAUGGGAGGGGCGGAGUUGGUAGAAAUUAGACUUUUGUCGUACGCUAUAAGUGGCUCGUCCACUACUAGAUGAAUGCAUGCAGUUGUCAUUUUGCACCAGUGUGGCCGGAAUAAGUUUCUUAUUAUCUACAGAUAGCUCUUAAAUUGUAAUACCCGGGUCCGAUACGCCCCUAAAAAUAUCUUCAUCCGGCUCGGCCCGAAUUCACCUCCUAAAUAAUUAUAAUUCAGUAUCUCUGACAAAUGAGAUCUUAUUGGAUAAAAUAAUUCGACUUAAAGAAUUUGACUCAGUUGGCAAUAUAAAAAGGAAUGUAGUCCACUUACCCGGUUUCAUCAAAAGGGGGCCAUUUGUUUUAAUAUGCAUGGUAUAAAUCGUUUAUUUACUCUAAAAGUCUAAAGGGAAAUGUAUGUGUAAACAACCCCUGCAAACAAAAGUUUAUCUAAUAAAUCCUUGAUAUGUAUUUUUUUUAAUAUGAAAAUUCUAUUAUCCCAUCCGUUUUUCCAUCGCAUAUUUAUUUCAACUACUAUGUCAGGAAGACAAAAGAAAACAUUACGCACCAUGCACACCUGAGAUUGUUUUUGUCACGAAUCUCAUUUAGCGCAGUUAUCGGGAAUUUCAUUUCGUGAAAUCAUGGGCAUCCGAUAGCGUUAAGGCAGAUUUUUUUUAUGGCCUGGGGAUGGGGCUGAAAAUUUGAUCGAAUGUGUGUCAUCGGCAACGAGUCCAUGUGCCAAGUUUCAUUUGAUAGGAUGUCUGGGAGUGGGUCGAUUAGCCGUCCGAAGAUAUCGCAUUAAAUAUCCACACGAACAGAAGCGAAGCUGGUAUAAAUGAUUAAGAGGCACUGUUCAGGUUGAUGUUGUCUCCGUUGAGAAUGGUUUAUUGCCUUGUAUUCGUUGGGCACCGAAAGUUUUGUUUUAAUGUGCGCGGUUUGUUUUGUGCGCUAGUUCGGUUUAGUGAACGCUCAUUGGCGCCAAGAGGCGUUUGACGUACUGUGGCGAGAUUGUUUUUAUGUAGCUUGUAACGUUGUUCAUAGUGUCUGCCUUUUGAAUAAGUGCUAUUCGUUCGCCGGUUGAAGUCUGAGUCAAUGCAUUGAGUGAGAAGGUUGUAUGUUGUUGUUUUGGUUUUUUCUCAAUCUCGAACUGCGCUCUUCGUUGUAUUUGAAUUGUUCAACAACCAAAUAAGAGAGAAAAAUGGAUUAAUUUUUUUUUUCUAGCUAUAGGACUUGUGCUCAGUUAAUAAAACUAAGAUGUGUGAACACGUGAACGAAUUUGACGUAUAAAAACGAUUCUUACGGAUUACGACGGACACUUUUGAAAGCAACAAAGAGUUAAAACAGUUAACUUAUGGGAAGUAGUAGAUAAAAUUCUACGUCUCACGCACAUAUAAAGCUACAAUAUUGCAACGAAAUUUUUAAUAGAAAUAUGAAACCGAAUAUUGCUUUUUUUUUAAAACAUGCAGGAAUAAAGUCAAGAUGCUCAACGUAGUAAAGUGAAAUUCGGUCACAGUCGGUACUUUGCGGAGGUUUUCCAGUAAAUUUCGGUCGAAAUUGAAUUAUAUGGUAUUUUUUUAGGGCAUAGUUGAAGCUUCGAAAGUAAAUUUUAAAAUUAAUAAAUGUAAUGUAAUUCGUUCAAUUGUUCAUUCUAGACUUUCAUCGCAGAAACUUAUUUGUCAGCAAAAAAAUAUAAUUUGAAUUUGUAGGAGAAAAAAAUUGGUUUAUAUAUUUAAUUAAAAAAAUAAUUGGUUUAGGUGACGACUAUAAAUCAUUUUGAAUAGCAUUCAGUAGCCAUGCCAAGGCUACAAGGUCAACGCACUCAUCAUGAUAAACAAUUAAGACGGCCUAUAAAAAAUAUGAAAAUUUAAGCGCAACUUCCGGUGAAUUUCUUUAGCUGCACAAUAAUUGGUGUUUAUCAAACAAGAAGACAGUCUUGUUGUAAAUGAUAAAUGUGAGCGACGAAUCCGCUAAUAACCCACACGCAGAAUUUGUGUGGGCGAGUAUGUAAGUGUGUGUGGGGGGGAGGGGGCGUGGUUGGCGUCUGAACAUCAGAAAAGCUAAGACCGAGAUCGGAAAGAGGACGUUGUAUUAUAGGGUGGGUAAAGGGAAGGGCAAGGCGUAGAUUUGGCGAGUAAAGGGAAGGGCAAGUCGUAGAUUUGGUGAGUAAAGGGAAGGGCAAGUCGUAGAUUUGGCGAGUAAAGGGAAGGGCAAGUCGUAGAUUUGGUGAGUAAAGGGAAGGGCAAGUCGUAGAUUUGGUGAGUAAAGGGAAGGGCAAGUCGUAGAUUUGGUGAGUAAAGGGAAGGGCAAGUCGUAGAUUUGGCGAGUAAAGGGAAGGGCAAGUCGUAGAUUUGGCGAGUAAGGGGAAGGGCAAGUCGUAGAUUUGGUGAGUAAGGGGAAGGGCAAGUCGUAGAUUUGGUGAGUAAAGGGAAGGGAAAGUUGUGGAUUAGGGCGUUGAAAAGAAAGAAAAGUUGGAGAUUUGGGGUUGAAGGGAAGGGAAAGUUGUGGUUUAGGGAAGUGAUGGGUGAAGGGAAGGGAAAGUUGUAGAAUUGUUGAUAAUCACUGCUUUCGGCAAUCAGGUAAAAGCGUAAUGAAGAAGAAAGGUUAUGUUUUAAAGUUGAUGGAGGCCUGUGAACAUUUUAGAUUAGGGUAGGUGAGGGGCAGGCGUUGAUGUAUGAGAGAGAGAGAGGGGUAGAGAGAGAGAGAGAGAGAGAGAGAGAGAGAAUGUAGAGAGAGAGAGAGAGAGAGAAAUCAGAAGAUAGAGGAAGAAUCUAGAUUAGAAGAAAACAAUGUAUACCCAGUCGACAUAUACAGAAAUAAAAGGGGAGGUGAGGGGGAGGCGUGGAUGUAUGAGAGAGAGAGAGGGGGAGAGAGAGAGAGAGAGAGAGAGAGAGAGAGAGAGAAUGUAGAGAGAGAGAGAGAGAGAGAGAAAUCAGAAGAUAGAGGAAGAAUCUAGAUUAGAAGAAACCAAUGUAUACCCAGUCGACUUAUACCGAAAUAAAUCAUGAAAGUGCACUACUGUAUUUACAGUUUAUUUUCACAUUAAGUCACAGUACACAUGUUUAUCAUUCAGUGCGAAUGGGGACCAUUAAAAACAUGCUAAUUUCCACUCUUAGAGACAAUUGCAAGACGGAGCAAUCGCUGCUUUAAUUGGUGGUCUACAUAACACGGGGGCUGUUGCUAGACUUAUACAGAGUGUACACAGGUUACCGCCUAUUUCCCCGGGCAGGAGAAGUCCACAAGAUUUCCCGCAAAAUCCGAUGCCACCUGAUCCAAGUAAGUCCUAUAUUCAUAGAUUGACGUAACUUCUUAAUCCGUGCACCCAGGAGACGUGGUAUAUUCAUUGAGCUGAGUCAGUCCUAUAUCCAUGAAUCUAUGUAAGUCAUAUAUCUGUAGAGACAAACAAAGUCACGUAUCAAAAUAUCCAAGUAGAUACGGUAUCAGUAGAUCACAAUAAUUCCAAUAUAAAUAGAUCUCAGUAAGUCGUAUUGCCAUGAUGUAUCAGAUUAAUGCCAUAUAUAAAAGAGAUGACGAUGAGCAUGUUUCUUUUAGUAAUUUUUUUAAAAAAUUGUAUUAAGUUUAUUAUUAUCAAUGCAGUUGAUUGGGGGAUUGUGCCUGGGGGGAGAGGGGGGUAUGAUCGAUAUGAUGUAAAGGUCACUUGAGUAUUUGAAUCAAUCUUUGAUCAAAGCUUUUAUUAUUACAGUUGAUUGUUUAAUCUAUUUUUUUUUAAAUUAUCAUCAUUUUAGUUGGUCCAAGAGAUCCCCAACACAUAUUCAUCAGCUACUGUCACGCAGACAAAGAAAUAGUUUUAAGACUGUACAAAAGUCUGAAGGUAAAUUUAUGAUUAAGUCAUCUCAUAUGUGCAACGGGUCAGAUGGCUACACUAAAAUGUUAAACACAGUGUCUAUGCUUGGGUGGGAAAACCUUACUGUAAUAUUGUUUUAUUUGCAUGUCUUUAUCUUAUUCAAUCAUAAUAAUGUUUCCAAAUUUAUUAAUAUGCCAAUUUUUGUACAUCUUGAAUCUUUACAUAAUGCCCAAAGUCUAUUUCGGAAUGACAAAAUGACAAGUUAUCCCAGUGUUCAGGCUGAGGUGGCUUUAUAGUUUCUAAUAAAUCUGAUCCACCAAACCCGAUAAAGCCACGGUGUGGUGGACAAAUGUUUGAAAAUGAUUCGAGGAAACUCAGGCAAUCGACUACCUUCCAAGACGACAAAAAAGGGAAGAGGUGUGCCUUAAUAUAUAUCCUACAAUAAAUAAGGCAUAGAAUCUAUUUAACUCAAGGUGGUUGCUGAUGGACCCAUCCAGUUGGUGUCAGUCCGUCAGUGACACCAACUGGAUGGGUCCGUCAGUGACACCAGCUGGAUGGGUCCGUCAGUGACACCUAAACUGAAUUGUAACCAGGAGAUUUGGGAACGCGUAAUCCGUAAAGCGGUUGUUUUUUUUUUUCCCUUGUCCUUGCAAAACAUCUCAGGAUUUCAUCAUGUUGCCAAAAUAAUGAAAACGAUAUCUAGUUUUUUUAUAAUUUUUUUUCCCUUUUCUCGUGUUAAUUUUGUUACCUGGAGCAACGAAAAUGUAUACAAAGGGGGGGGGCGCUGAGGGCGGUAAUCCACCCCAACUCGGUCUGGAAGCAGCUGCUUUGACCAAAACGGCAGCCAUUAACAGAACCCCGAUCAAUGGCUAGAAAGCAUACCAGACACAUAUCUCGGCAUCAAAACUGGCAGGUAGACCACCUUAUUACCACGUUGUCUAUUCAGAAGGGCAGACAGCAUUUAACCCAGAAGACUAUAGACUAUAUAAACAAAGGCAAGCAAAGCCAAAUCUGUGUUGGAAAAAUGAAUCAAACGGCACACUUUCGUGACCCACGUACGAACGUACCACUGCUGGGUGUAAUUCCACUUCGUCAGGGACCCAAACUUUCGGCAUUGUGCACUAGCCCAGAAACAUUGUAACAUAAAUCCACCCCACCUAAAAAAUUACCUAAAGUAGGCUAUGAUGACAAGCCAUUUCUACUCACAGAUGUUUUACAUGACACAGCUGUAGAGAUAGCUGUUGCUUACGUGAUAUCCGGGUCCUCAAAGAUGGAAUACGGUCGUUUUCCUUGGAAGUAUUCCCACUUGUAAUAGUGUCUAUGUACGGACGAGAUCAGUAUAUGUGAAGACUUAUCAGCAAAUGAGUAUGCAUUAAAUAAAUUUAAAAGAUUUUUCGUAUACAUCUAUACAAAACACAUUAUGACUCAGUAGUUAUUCAAAUGGUUGGGUGGUUUUGUUAGAAACCGUUUCAGAAAAACUAUGGCCAAGUCAUUUGCUUUAUUUAUUUUUGUUUAUAUUUAUUCUUCAAAUGUAUUAUGUGCAUUUGUUUUUAACUUUAUCGCUUAAUCUAAUCAACAGCUGAAAGGCUACAACAUAUGGAUAGACGAAGAGAAUAUGGGAGGUAACCUGCUGGACGGAAUGGCCCAAGCUGUUUCAGACUCAUGGGUUGUCCUCUUGUGCAUAUCAAGCAAAUACCAGGACAGCAAACACUGCCGUACAGGUAUUGUGUAGAUUACUUUCUUAACACUUGAUGUUAACUCUAGUUGCAUUGCACCAUCUUUCAUCAUCAUCACGUCCCUUAGUCUUUGGACCGUUGGGGCGCCAGAGAUGACAUGUGAACUAUCCUCCUCCAUUUGCCUCUGUCAUCUGCACUCCGCAUAGCAUCGCCUAGUUUUAUUUCCGUCCACUCCUUGAUGUUGUCUUCCAACCUUUUUCUUUGUCUUCCUCUUCUUCUCCCUCCUCUUGAGGUGCCUUGCAAGAUUUUUUUUGGUGAGCCUUUGUUUCCUUGUCACGUGACCAUACCAUUACAGUUUCCGCUUUUUUACAGUCACCAUUAGGGCAUCGUACUGCCCAAUGGCCUGACGAACCCUUUCUUUCACUUGAUCAUUGGAGAUAUGAUCCCUAUAGUAGAUGCCAAGGAUGCUUCUGAAACAUUUCAUCUCCAACGCCUUUAUUUUCCUUUCAAGUUCAGCUGUUAGUGUCCAGGAUUCGCAGGCAUACAGGAAAAUGGCGAGGACUAAAGAGCGCAUCAAACAUAUUUUGGGUGUGGGUGGCUGAGUGGUCUAAACUGAGCAAAUCCCAAGUUGAUGAUCUGGACUUCACUUCCAGCCAGAGCCCAGUCAAGCAAAAAGAUCUCCAGCAUCAUGGAUGGAUGGGACCCGUCAACCUUGGAUGGCAACUUAUCUAAGAGAAGGAAACUCUGAAAUCAAACCGGGAGACGUAGUCCCGAAAGGCGGAUAACAUUGGUACAAUGUAACAUUCCGACAACUCCUGCAACGUCACUGGUGCCAAGCUGUAUCAUCCAAAUGAUGUUCCCUUGGGUUAUCCAGCGGCGUGGAGAGAGACGAUUUGCAGUUGGGAACCAGCUUAUAAUCCUUGAAGAUUAAUCCCAGGCCUUGUGGAUUUGGUCCUCCGACGCCCACACCAUCUUCUCAUUGUGACGGACGGAUGCCAGCAAAAAAAAAAAUAUAAUUCUUGAGCCUCUUUAGUGCUGUUUUGGUCUGGGCAAUCCUAGACAUCAGUUCUGGCUUGGAGCUUCUUCCAAUACUACUUCUCCCAGGUAUUUGAAGAUGUCUACAGUCUCUAGUCUUCCUCCCCAACCUUUAUUUCAGUGGCGAUGCGGGUGGUGUUAUUUGCCAUCAGGUUUUUUUCGGCACUGAUUUGCAUGCCAUAGGACGAUGAAGUCAUGUAGAGAUGAUUUACCAGGUCGGCUAGCUCUUCUUCGCCCCCAGCCAGUUCGUCAAUGUCAUCUGCAAAGCGUAGGUUAGUGAUUGUUCUGCCACCAAGGCUUACUGCCCUUUCAUGCGCUUCCAGAGCAUCUGACAUAAUUCUCUCUAGGAAGAUGUUGAAGAGGGUGGGAAAGAGCAAGCAGCCUUUUCGUACUCCAACCGUGGUCUUGAAACAUUCUCCGAUGUUAUUGUUGAAGAAGGCUGCACUGGUGGCCUUAUCAUAGAGGCUGUAUAUCACUCAGGUUAGGUUUGUGUUGAUGUUUUAGUGCCUCAUGGUGGCCCAUAAAGCAGCAUGUCAAACCCUGUCGAAUGCUUUCUUUUAAAUCCAUAUAGACGUGGUAUAGGUUUUGUUGGUGUUGAGCAUAUUUCUCACAUUGUAUUCGGAGGUUUAGAAUCUGCGUAGUAGUGCCACGUCCUUGUCUGAAGCCCGCCUGUUCUUCAGUAAUGAUUCUAUCGGUAUAUGGUUUUAGUUGGUUCAAUACGACUUUCAGCAUGACCUUUCUUGGAUGGUUUAUUAGGCUAAUGGUGCGACAGUUGUGGCAUAGCUGUAGGUUACCUUUUUUGGGGAGGGCGAUGAUGAGCGAUUGGGCACAUGAUUUAGGGCCAUUCCUUUGUCAGCCAUAUUUUUUGUUACAAAUAUUGAAUAGGGCACUUAUCAUUGCUUAUCCUCCUUGUUUCACCAACUCGGCAGGGAUAUUAUCCACUCAUGUGGCCUUUUCUACUUGGAGUGCUUGGACUGCUGCUUCUACGUCUGCGCGGAGAAUAGGGUACUUAUCAUUGUCUGUUGCUGGAGGGACAUUAAGGAUCUCCGGGUUUAUCUUUAUACUUUCAUUAUAAAGCUCUGAGCAGUAUUCAGUCCAUAUUUUGAGGAUAUCAUUUUCCUCAGUAAUUUUGCACCAUCUUUACUAAUGACAAAACAAAACCAUCACUUCGAUUACAGUCUUUAGUUGGAAAUUUUGUCUCAUACACCAUGAAAAAUUGUCAUUGUUUCACUAACUCUUUGUUCUCAAUUACAGCUCUUCCAAGUCUCCCUCCUAUCGGAUACUUAUCUCACCCCUCUCAGUCAAACAUUAGAUUCAAUUCACAUUUAAAAAGUGGGGGCGUCUAAAGAAAGCACUAGUCACUCGAGAAAACCUGUUCACUACGGUGACCACUGGCCUGGGCAUCAUGGACCAGCACUGACAACCCGCCGACCGAUUAAAUUAAAUCCUCUCUGAUUAGGGAGCUGUUAGUUUUCUGGACCUCUCAACAAACUAUGUUCACUGGCCACAGCUACCCACCGACCUAGGUCAUCCUAAGAUCUGUUAUAAAAAGAUAAUUACGCAACUCACCGGUGAAACUGACCAUAUUGUUUGAUCGUUGCGGUAGUUCCUCAUUCUUUCCAACCUCCUUUCUAGAGACCGACGGAAUUUCGGUUUCGGCCUCGUAACCAAACACGCCUCGGUCCAAGACUCCGAAGCUUAGAGAAAUAUGUUUACUCCAUCACUUUUUCUAUUCAAUAAUAAACAUCUAUUGAUGCUUUUAAAUUAUUUUCAGAGGCCGAGCAUACGUUUGCUACGAGAAAAGAAUAUAUGAUCAUUAAAUUGCAUGAAAAGUUUCAGCCUAGUGGCUGGUUGGCUCCACUCUUCGGCGCAAAAAAGUAUUAUGACUUCAGUGGAGGAAUACCUUAUGACAAAAUCCUUAAGGUAUUAAGAUUGUAUUAGUGAUUUGUGUCCAACUUCUAUUUAUAUAAUUGUUAAGACAUUUCUCUAUUAAAACAUUAAAUUAAGGUUACUUAACAUGUCAAUAAAUUCAAACAAUUCCUUAAAAUGCUUUUGGUAUGUUCAUUUUUUUUCACUUUUUGCAUUUAUAUAUUGACUAUAACUUAAUUUGUUUCAGAAACUUAUAGAUGAGCUCGAGGCUGUCAAAAAACGAGUAAAUAAAGUACCGAAAUGUAAGCAACUGAACUUUAGCUCUUUAUCAUUAUCGGUUAAUCGAACAUUUAGUUUUUCUGAAAUAAUAUUUAAAUAUAUUACUGAGAAAACGACAACAUGUUGUUUGCAUCAUGAAUCUCCACCUUUAAUAAUCAUAACAAGAAAAAAUGUAAUUUAAGCUGUGUACACAAUGAAAACGUAUUCAAAGAUCCUACUUUGUCCAAUUAUGUUUUGUAAUUGAAACCGUUAAAAUUAUUAGGAAACCAAUUCAUCAAACUCUAAUCUGGUUAUGAUUAUUUUUUUCCACAUAUUUCAGCAAAGUAAAAAAAAAAAAAGGGAGAAUCCUUUCAUUCCAGAGAAUCUACAGUACGUGAUAACAUUUCACAAAGUAUCCUAAACUAAGCAAAUCUUAUUUUUUUUUUUUAUUAAAUAAGAUUAUUUUUUUCCACAUAUUUUAGAAAAGUAAAAAAAAAAAAGGGAGAAUCCUUUCAUUCCAGAGAUUCUACAGUACGUGAUAACAUUUCACAGAGUAUCCUAAACUAAGCAAAUCUUAUUUUUUUUUUUUAUUAAAUAAUUGACAUCAGUUUCAUUAUUGAUAGUGACCGCUUAAACUUAGAUGCCGAUUUUUUUAAAGAAGAAAGAGUUAAUGAAUUUAAUAGUUUUGCAAAGCGACCGGGAAUUUUUUGUUAUAUACAUUUUUCAAAGUUUAUUUUUGGCACAUAUAAAUCUUUUAAAUCUUUGUGAAUCAAGGUUUCUUAUGAACAUAAAUGCCUAAUUUUAUGGGGGGGGGGGUUAUGUAUUUUGUUUUCAAUGUAAAAUUAAAGUCAUGUUAUCUGUUUCCUAAAAACUAUUGUUCCGUAAGUUGGCAAAACAAACAACCACAAAUGAGUUCAAUAUUUUUAAUAUCUCCCCAGUCUAUUUAUGUUUAUAUGGCAAUUUAAGUCCAUUGUUGAUCUCAUGAAAUUGUGUUGGGCUUCCAUCAUUGGUUUUCUUUAAAUGGAAUAUUGAAUUAUAACUGUAUAAAAUUUAUAUUUUGGGGAUACAUUGGAUGUACAUUUGCUAAUUUUGUUUUGCAUAUCUGCCAAAAGGUGGUAACACAGUUCAUUCCUAGUAUCUUGCCGUACUCUAGUAGACGUACAUAACUUAUGUGUUCACCUUAAAACAUAAGUUAUCUAACCACGCACUCUGUGUAUAAUUAUUCAAAUAUUUCGUAGUUUUUGAAUAGCCAAAAAUAGUAUCAGCGUAUGCGACUUUCUAUACGGAUUUAAUCAUGUAUUGUUGAGUGCUAAAUUGGUAAAUUUUGUUGUAAAAAAAUGUACUAAUUUAACAAUCGACAAAACAUUGUAAAAUCCUUGUGUAUAAAUGUAACAGGAUUUAAUUGAUUACUUUAGAAAGUUUAGUGAGUAACUUUUAUUGUAAUAACUCAGCAAACAUGUAUUUAUAAGAGUGUUGCACUGCGAUAAAGCUUUAAUAGACACAAACAAUUUAUGUAAAUAAAACAAUAUAUGUUCAGCUUUAAUGAUGAUUUUAAAAAAUACAAAUUGUAAACGGUUU